CACUGAGACGAACUACAGCAAGCAGAGACUGAAAAAACCCCCAAACAAACCCAAAAAACGAGGGAAAAGGAAGAAAACAAAAGCUGCUACUUAUGGAAGAUACAAAGGGUUCAGGAGUGAAGGAAUUUUGCUCCAAAAAUAUCUUGGUCAUCCUUGGCUUCUCCUGUGUCAUAGCUGUGAUAGCUUUGAUUGCUGUGGGCGUGACCCAAAACAAACCAUCGCCAGAAAAUGUUAAGUAUGGGAUUGUGCUGGAUGCAGGCUCUUCUCACACAAGUUUAUAUAUUUACAAGUGGCCAGCAGAAAAGGAGAAUGACACAGGGGUGGUGCAACAGAUAGAAGAAUGCAAAGUAAAAGGUCCUGGAAUCUCAAAAUAUGUUCAGAAAAUAAACGACUUGAACAUUUACUUGUCUGAAUGCAUGGAAAGAGCCUUGAAAGUAGUUCCAAGUUCCCAGCACCAAGAAACACCUGUUUACCUGGGAGCCACAGCAGGCAUGCGAUUGCUCAGGAUGGAAAGUGAGGAGUCAGCAGCCAGGGUCCUGGAUGUGGUGACAAGGAGCCUCAGCAGCUACCCUUUUAACUUCCAGGGUGCCAGGAUCAUCACUGGCCAAGAGGAAGGUGCUUACGGCUGGAUUACUAUCAACUAUCUGCUGGGAAAAUUCAUUAAGGCACAGAAUUGGUUCUACCUAGCAUAUCCUGAAAGCAAUCAUGAGGAAACUUUUGGAGCUUUGGACCUUGGGGGAGCCUCUACACAAAUCACUUUUGUGCCCACACGGCAUUCUGAGUCCGAAGAGGACUCUUUAUACUUUCGCCUCUAUGGCAAGGACUAUGAGGUAUACACACAUAGCUUCUUGUGCUAUGGGAAGGAUCAAGCACUCUGGCAGAAACUGGCCAAGGACAUUCAGACUGCAAAUGGUGGAAUUCUCAGGGACCCAUGUUUUCACCCUGGAUAUGAGAAGACAGUGAAUAUAAGUGACCUUUACAAGACACCCUGUACCAAGAAAUUUAAGAGGACUCUUCCAUUUGAGCAGUUUGAAAUCCAGGGUACUGGAGACUAUCAACAAUGCCAGCAAAGCAUUGUAGAACUCUUCAAUACCAGUUAUUGCCCUUAUUCCUCCUGUGCUUUCAAUGGAAUUUUCUUGCCACCCAUCGAAGGGGAUUUUGGGGCAUUUUCAGCUUUUUACUUUGUGAUGAAUUUUUUUAAUUUGACGUCAAAAGUCUCUCGGGACAAGGUGACUGAGGUGGUGAGAAAUUUCUGCUCUAGGCCUUGGAAUGAGGUAAAGACAUCAUUUGUUGGAAUACAGGAGAAGUACCUGAGUGAAUACUGCUUUUCUGGUACUUACAUCCUCUCCCUCCUCCUGCACGGCUAUCAUUUCACGAACAAUUCCUGGGAUCAUACUCAUUUCAUUGGCAAGAUCGAGGGGAGCGAGGCUGGCUGGACUUUGGGCUACAUGCUGAACCUGACCAACAUGAUCCCAGCUGAGAAGCCAAUAUCCAAACCUCUCCCCUAUGGCACCUAUGUCUUCCUCAUGGUCUUCUUCUCCCUGAUCCUUGUUGCAGUGUUCUCCAUAGGCAUUUUUAUUUUUCAUAAGUCUUCAUUUUCCCAUAAAGAAGGAGUAUAACAAGAGCAGCUGGAAUCUGCUGGUGGAAGGAGAAAAAAAAAAUUACUUGCCCAGGGAGCACUUUCCUCUACAGUAGUGUACAAAGUCAUCCUUCCCGGCUCACCAGGGCCAGUGUUGAC
Otolemur garnettii (small-eared galago) is the source of this 1738-nucleotide messenger RNA. It is a transcript of the gene ENTPD1, whose product is annotated as ectonucleoside triphosphate diphosphohydrolase 1. The transcript has 10 exons. Gene Ontology annotation, molecular function: GDP phosphatase activity; UDP phosphatase activity. Gene Ontology annotation, cellular component: plasma membrane. NCBI's taxonomy places the organism in Eukaryota, Metazoa, Chordata, Mammalia, Primates, Galagidae. Gene Ontology annotation, biological process: nucleoside diphosphate catabolic process. The record is from RefSeq and is a predicted model, not a curated record. Bases 93 to 1619 code for a protein of 508 amino acids.